UUACUGUCAAUCUUAACCUAAAGAAAAAAUUGAUUUUGAAUAAAAAAUUAAAAUAGACAUGAGACGAUGGCACUUUUAAAAGGAAAACAAAGUGAAAUACCUACGGAUGCUAUUAUUUUAACUGAACAACAAGCUUUGGAGUAUGAAUUAAAAAUAUUAAAAAAUUGGAAGCAUAAAUCUGAUACGUUCUGGUUUAGAUAUGGAAGUGCCAUACUUGUGAGUUCCACUGUUUUAUCAGGAAUGUACAUAAAUAACUACUAUCGUUAUAAAUUUAAACUUUUGUAUUAUGGAAGGGCUUCUUCAUAUUUACCUAUUUGUGUGAUACCAGGAGCAUUAUCAUUUCUUCUACACACUGAGUUGGUUUUAAAAGAUUUAGUAUUACAAAAGCAAGUUUGUCCAGUGUGUUUGGAAUUAAGAUCAUCAGCUUUACAAUCUCUAACAGGCUUUGUAUUUCCCUUUUUAGCAGCUCCGGUCACAAACUUAAUGUUGGCAAACAAAUAUGGAACUGCUAAUUUACCCUCUUUGGCAAAAGAGCCUUUGGAAAUUCUAAAAUUUGUAAAAGCUAAAGUAAAACCAAUCCAAAAUAUUUUAUUUGCAAUUUUUGUUGGACAAGCAUUGAUAGCAUCAGGAGUAACUUAUUUAGAAGCAAAUUCAGUUUUUAAAGUUAAUGGAAAAUUAUCAAAGCUUGAAUAUGAUUUGGAGCACCAGUAAGUCCAAAAUAUGUUAUUUUGUAAAUAUAGCAAAUGUAGA
Messenger RNA from Brassicogethes aeneus, 750 nucleotides. NCBI's taxonomy places the organism in Eukaryota, Metazoa, Arthropoda, Insecta, Coleoptera, Nitidulidae. The record is from the annotation of a GenBank genome assembly.